AUGGCUACAAACGCUGCGCCCUCGGAGCUGCGGAAGCGGCAGCAACACCACCGCGACGAUGCCGCUGCCGCCGACCCUCAACAAACGCCAGCAUCCCCAGAGCACACCGGCCUUUCCACGCCCGCCGACCUUGAUCCGGACCGUGCCGACGCCAAACCCCAAAAGAUGUACGGCAGGACGCCGGAUGGAACCCUUUUCGUCGUUCCCACCACCCACGACAUGGUUUCACAACUUCUUGACCCGCGUCAGCCAAAGAACCUUUCGGAUCUUGUCGUCAUUACGAUUCUCGCUCUCCACAUCCUGGCCGCCUACAUGCUACCCGCCGCCUGGAAGAAGCCUGUUUUCGCUCUCAUCUUCCUCUUCUGGCGUUCCUGCUACAACGUGGGCAUCGGCGUCCUGCUGCAUAUCCAAUCCAACUACAACCGUCUCGUCACCUGGGCCAUCCGGUGGAAGCUCUUUGAGAACCCAAAGACCGGCAAGAACCCGCGCCCAUGGCUCUACAACCUGCUAAAAAAGGAGCUCGAGGCAAAGAUCCCGGAAGACUACGACUUUGAAAAGGCCCCGAUUGAGUACAAUACUUGGCUGGUUUUCCGACGGGUCGUAGACUUGAUUCUCAUGUGUGAUUUUACGUCAUAUUGUCUCUUUGCCAUUGUCUGCGGCCACACCCCCGAAGCCGAGAGCGCCCUCGUCGGCGUCGCGCGCUGGAUCAUCGGCAUUGCUCUAAUUGGCUUCAACCUCUGGGUGAAGCUCGAUGCUCACCGAGUUGUAAAGGACUUUGCAUGGUACUGGGGUGACUUUUUCUACCUCAUUGACCAGGACCUGACCUUUGACGGCGUAUUCGAGAUGGCUCCCCACCCCAUGUAUUCGAUCGGCUAUGCUGGCUACUAUGGCAUUUCAAUGAUGGCUGCUAGCUAUGAAGUUCUCUUCAUCUCCAUUGCUGCCCAUGCCGCCCAGUUUGCUUUCCUUGUCGUUGUCGAGAACCCGCACAUUGAAAAGACUUACAACCCGCCACCCCCGCGUAACAUGGCAACACCAUUAGAAGAUGCGAGCGCCAAGCUCACGCCCGGACAACCUACCACUCAGCCAUCGCCCGAUGGCUCCCUUUCGGUCUCACCAAAAGACUCUCCGGACACUGUGCAUAAUCUCGUCGGAAUUACCAACAUGGAUCUAUUCCGCGUCCCUGACUGUGCUGUGGUGUUGAUGCCUGCAUAUGUGGCAACUCUGGCGCUGGCUACUCCGUCCACGCCAUUUUGGCAGGCCAUGUUUGUUGGACACGCCCUGCUCUGGCGAGUUUGGUACCACGUCGGUCUUGGCCUCCUCCUCGAUAAACAAUCCAAGUCUAAAAUGUGGACGCGCCACUUUCUCAAGUACGGCGAAACGGCCCAGGAGGCUUGGCGCCAGUGGAAAGGCAUGCAUCAUAUCAGCAUGAUCAUGUCCAAUGCGUCCUUCAUUGCCGCUUGCUGGAAAAUGUAUUCCUUCCCUGCCGACUGGGGCUACGGCCUGGUGCUCCUCAAGCAUGUCAUGGGCGCCAGUCUGGUUGCACUGCAGCUCUGGACCGCAUUCAGCGUUUACGAGUCCCUCGGCGAGUUUGGCUGGUUCUGUGGCGACUAUUUCUUUGAUCACCAAGCAAAGCUCACCUACACCUCCAUCUACCGCUUUGUGAACAAUCCGGAGCGCGUCUUUGGCAUUGCAGGACUGUGGGGUGCCGCGCUCAUCACCUGGAGUCGUGCCAUCUUCCUCAUGGCUCUCGCGGCUCAGCUGAUGACCAUCUGGUUCAUUUCCUAUGUCGAGCGUCCCCAUAUGCAAAAGAUUUACGGUAGAGGCCUGCGAAGCGAAGCGGGCUUGACCAAGUUCAUCAAGCGCUCGCUGCCGCCCCCCGUCAAGACGCUUCAGGAGAGCAUGGAUCGAGUCCUGGACGACACGACGCAGUUUGUCGAGGACUUUAUUGACACAGCUCGACCCAAGUUUGCUUCCGGUGUCAAGACCAUUGUCCGCGAUACCUCUGCCAUCUUCAACAUUGCACCUGCCAGGCUGACACUUACCCGCAUUUCGCCUGAUUUCGAGGGCCUAGACCCCAAACAAUUCUCGCUCAAGGUUGAUGGCCAGCACUCCGCAUUGCCGUCUCUUCACGAGAGAGCCACAGGAAAGGAGGGUCUCAGUGGCAGAUUCCCGAAGCAAGUCAAGACCAUGACCUUUGAAUACGGUGCCCCUCUCAAGGUGAAAUGGACUGCGCCAGCCAACCACAAAUCCAGAGACUGGAUAGGUCUGUACAUGGUCAGCGACAAUCGGUCCAGGGACAAGACAGAAGUGUCGUCUCUGGGCCGUUGGGUGCCCACAAACCCUGGCAGCUACGACAACCCCAUCUUGGAUGCCAAUAUCAUUGUUCCCCCGCACAAGAUUGCUGGCGAAAAUGGUGAAGCUGACAGUGUUGGUGGUGAAGUGGUUUUCGAGGGCGACAGGCUGUGGUGGACGCAGGGCGUGUUUGAAUUCCGCUAUCACCACGACGGGCACCACAAGGUCAUGGCCGUCUCAGAACCCUUUGAGAUUGCGCUAGGAAAAUUUGACGAAGAUGAUGAAGAUGUGGAUGUGGAUGCUAAAGGCAUGUACGCCAGCGCUGUUGAGUCUAUCCUGCUGCCUGUGGUCCGCAACUGCUUGGACCGCGACCCUGAGAUUGCCCCCAAGGAUGAGACAGAGGUGUUUGGCAGCCACGUGGAAAGAGAUGGAAAGUACGCGAAAAGAAUUGUUUAUGCCGUUCGGGAAAUGUUUGGUAUUGAAUUUGCCCCCGCGGUUGUUCUUGCAGAUCGCAACGUGCGCAAGCUGGCCUGGAGAAUUUGCAACGCAAAGCAAGUCCUUGCGCCCUACAGCAUGUCGAAAUCUAGGGGCACCACGACGCCCAUCGGGUGA
This is a messenger RNA of Akanthomyces muscarius, 2904 nucleotides long. RefSeq lists its product as uncharacterized. Gene Ontology annotation, biological process: phosphatidylcholine biosynthetic process. The transcript has 3 exons. The record is from RefSeq and is a predicted model, not a curated record. Lineage: Eukaryota; Fungi; Ascomycota; Sordariomycetes; Hypocreales; Cordycipitaceae. The coding region runs from base 1 to 2904 and encodes 967 amino acids. Gene Ontology annotation, molecular function: phosphatidylethanolamine N-methyltransferase activity.